Colletotrichum spaethianum is the source of this 675-nucleotide messenger RNA. RefSeq lists its product as uncharacterized. The transcript has a single exon. Lineage: Eukaryota; Fungi; Ascomycota; Sordariomycetes; Glomerellales; Glomerellaceae. The record is from RefSeq and is a predicted model, not a curated record. Bases 1 to 675 code for a protein of 224 amino acids.
AUGGAGCGUAAGGGUCUCGCCCCAUCAGUCAUGGCAACUCUGGUUUUUGCCCAAGAAGAGGCCGGCACGGCCGUCUGUAUCUCACCCGAUGGCAUCCUCCUCACCUGCUCCCACUGCAUAGCCGAAACGGCCGACGAGUUCGACUCUUUCAGAAGCCACUGGCUCCUCUUCGCCUCGGGCCAGGUCGUCGAAGCGAGGCCUCUGGCAUGGGACGCGAAGAGAGACCUUGCUCUAUUGAAGAUCGUAGCGGCCCAACCAGCGCCAUCCCUAUCAUCAACAAUAGCAACAUCCCCACCAAUGUUCCCCUUCAUCACGCCCUCGCCUACCCCGCCACCACUCCAAACCCGCCUCAUCUGCGUCGGCCAUCCGGGAAGCGAGGACCUCGAGGCUGCGAGCCCAGGCACCAGAACCGACUACGACGUGCUGCACCUCAGCACCGGGACCUUCAGGGGCUGCGCCGAGGGCCAGGACCUGCAGGAUAACUCGGAGAUCGGAGCGCUGAUGCACACCUGCUGGACGUACUGGGGACACAGCGGCGCACCGUUGAUCGAGAGGCGGACAGGGAGGCUCAUCGGCCUGCAUUCGUCGUGGGAUGAUGAAACCGGAAUGAGGAGGGGGGUUGCGUGGGAAGCCAUUCUGGGUUUUUUGGAGGAGAACAAGCGGGUUAUGGAAUAA